Miscanthus lutarioriparius is the source of this 2166-nucleotide messenger RNA. Lineage: Eukaryota; Viridiplantae; Streptophyta; Magnoliopsida; Poales; Poaceae. The record is from the annotation of a GenBank genome assembly.
AUGGUGAUGCCGACUGUGGCCUCCGCGGCCGCGGCGGCGCUUCACCCGGCGGUCUCGACGCGGCGUGCGGGGGUAAGGAACGGCAAUGCGUCCUCCUUGGCGGAGGGUGGACGACUUUCCGGCGGUGGGCGAGGGCCGGCCCUGCGUGCCAGGGUGGCCGAGGCCGCGCCGGUGGCGGCGGAGGGCGGCAGGCAGGAGGCUUAUCCCGCUGCACCAAUGGUGGAGAUCCCCGUCACGUGCUAUCAGAUACUAGGCGUUACAGAGAAGGCUGAGAAAGAUGAGAUCGUGAAGGCUGCAAUGGAGUUGAAAAUUGCUGGGAUAGAAGAUGGAUACACAGCUGAGGUGUCCACUUUCAGACAGGCUCUGCUAGUAGAUGUCAGAGAUAAACUUCUGUUCGAACAAGAUUACGCAGGAAACAUAAAGGAGAAGGUUCCACCUAGGUCCUCUCUUCAUAUACCUUGGAGCUGGUUGCCUGCUGCUCUGUGCGUCUUGCAGGAGGUUGGAGAAGAGAAGCUUAUUUUGGAAAUUGGUCAGGCGGCUCUACGACGCCCUGAUUCUAAACCUUAUGUUCAUGAUGUGCUUCUUGCAAUGGCAUUAGCAGAAUGCUCUAUAGCAAAAGCCAGCUUUGAAAAGAGUAAAGUGUCCCUUGGAUUUGAGGCUCUGGCACGCGCUCAAUAUCUUUUGAGGAGAAAACCAUCUUUGGAGAAGAUGCCCCUUCUUGAACAGAUUGAAGAAUCACUUGAAGAGCUUGCACCUGCUUGCACUUUGGAGCUUCUAAGCUUGCCUCAGACACCUGAAAAUUCUGAACGCAGGCAAGGUGCUAUUGCAGCUCUCUGUGAACUGCUUAGACAGGGCCUUGAUAUCAAGAAAGCUAAAACCAUCUGUGAAUGUUUAGUUGCAUCUGAGAGCACAGACCUAAAAUUUGAGGAAUCUUUUUGCUCAUUUCUUCUUGGAGAGGAAACUGGCACCACAGUGUUUGAAAAGCUUCAGCAGCUUCAAAGUACUGGAAGUUCAAAUUCGAAGAAUUAUGGGUUAGAUAAAAAGAAGGACAGCAGUGACAAGUUUACUGUCAACCAAUCACUGGAACUGUGGCUGAAGGAUGUGGCCCUUUCUCAUUUUGCAGAUACGAAAGAUUGUCCGCCAUCUUUGGCUAACUUUUUUGGAGCUCCUAAGCGCGUCCUUAACACAUCCAAGCAGAAACUGGGAUCCCCAAGAUCAGUCCUUUUGAGCUCUCAGCCAUCUUCUAGUGCCUCAGCAUGCAACAGAACUUCAGCAGAGCAGACCCCAAGAUUGAGUCCAAACAGCCAUCUGGGGGAGGCUGUUAAGCAACUUGCACCUGCCAACUUGGGGCUCCAAUCAUCAAUGGAUAGGCAAGUAAAUGGUUCAGGGACAGCAUCUGUUCCCCUGAAACGCAAUCCUGGAUCCCAUCUCAGAACAUUGGAAUUAUGGGGACUAAGUGGAGAUGUUAUAGGAAAGCUUGCCUAUAGUGCACUCCUAGGCUUUGUUGUAUUUAGCACAUUAAAAUUGGUCAAGUUUCAGUUUGGGCAUGCGAGAUACACGAACCCAAGUAGAGAGUCUGCAUCCGUGUCGUCCUUGAAUGAAGCGUCUGCAUCAGAAGGUUCUUUUAUCACCAGUGGUGUCAGGAAGCAUUUUGAAAAUUUGUCAAAAUUGCUUUGGCUGAGUGAUAGGCUUAAUUCAAAUAGCGGCGCAAGUGAUAAGCACCCAGCAGCUAAUGAUAUCACUGCUGCAGUUUGUAAGCAAAAGAUGGAUAUUCAAGAAGCAGAAGCACUUGUAAAACAGUGGCAAGACAUAAAAUCUGAAGCUCUUGGCCCUGACUAUCAAACUGACAUGCUACCAGAGAUUCUUGAUGGUUCAAUGCUCUCUAAGUGGCAAGACUUGGCGUUGUUAGCAAAGGACCAGUCCUGCUAUUGGAGAUUUGUGCUGCUGAAUCUUAAUGUUGUUCGAGCUGAGAUAAUCUUGGAUGAAGUCGGUACUGGUGAAGCAGCAGAAAUUGAUGCUGUGCUUGAGGAAGCGGCUGAGCUUGUUGAUGAUUCCCAGCCCAAGAAACCCAGUUAUUACAGCACAUACGAAGUUCAGUACGUAUUGAGGAGGCAGAAUGAUGGAUCUUGGAAAAUCUCCGAGGCUGCUGUCCGGGACCUGACGUGA